AUGGCCGACACCGAAAUCGCUGCUGCGGCGGCCUCCAACCCCGCCGAAACCUCACAGGCUGAGAAGGCGCUCAAGGUCGAGUCUGACUCCAAGACCGAGACCAAGUCUGACACCAAAGCCGCUGACGGCGAGGAGAAAUGGGAGCUUAACGGAAAGUCCGGCGAAAAGAGCACCCACCGCAACGACCGCGAAGAUCGCAACGGUCGCAACAGUCGCGACAACCGUGGUGGUCGCGGUGGCAGCAAGGGCAACGGCCGCAACAAGAAGCAAAACCAAGAGUUUGACAACCUCCCAGAGUCCGACGAUCCAGCUGAGAUCCGCGCUCAAAUCGAGUUCUACUUCUCUGCGCAGAACCUGGCGACCGAUGAGCACAUGUUCAAGGAGCUCGAGGGUCCCAAGAACAAGCCUGUCUCGAUCCAUCACAUUUGCACCUUCAAGCGCAUGCGCCGCUUCAAGCCCUACUCCGCUGUCGUAGAAGCCCUCCGUCACAGCAGCGAUCUUGUUGUCGUCGAUGAUGGCGAGUACAGCAAGCCUGGUAGCGAGGCCGUCAAGCGUAAAGAGCCACUAGUCGUCCCAGCUAAGGAAGGCGACGAUCAGAAACCCCCCACCACAGAAGAGCUCUUCUACCGCCUGAGGAGCAGCUCAUCCAACUCCAUGGAAACAAGUGCCUACGUCAAGGGAUUUGGUGAGGCCGAGGAAGCCGGCCAGAUUGCGCUCGAGCAGUUCUUCCGCCCCUUCGGCUCAGUCAUGGUCCGCAAGCGCCGCGAUGAAGAGGGUGCCUGGAAGGGUAGCGUCUUUGUCGAGUUCGACUCCAAGGACUCUCAAGAGCAGUUCCUCGCUCUCGACCCCAAGCCCACGUUCAAUGGCAAUGAGCUUACCACUAUGGGCAAGAAGGAGUACAUUGUGAUGAAGUGCGAGGAGAAGGGAAUCAAGCCAGAUUGGGAACUCACUGAACAGGAGAAGUACGAGAAGCGCAAGAAGCAGCGCGAGGCCAACGGUAAUUUCAGCAGCAGCCGAGGCAAUGACCGUCGUGGCGGAGGCCGUGGUCGCGGAUCCAACCGUGGAGGACGUGGUGGCCGAGGUGGCAGUGACCGUCGCGACAACCGCCGCGAUCGUUCUCCUCGCAGGCGUCGUGACCGCAGCGCUUCCAACGACUCUGUCGACAGUGGCGACUGGAACAAGCGUCGCGAUCGUUUCAAGAACGGCAAGGACGACCGUGCCAACUCCAAGGAAGAGAAGAAGGAGAUUGAGCGUGAUGCUCACGGCGUCCCCGUUGUCAAGGACUCCCGCACUGAGGCCGAGAUUGCCGCUGCCUCCAACAAGCGCAAGGCUGAGGAUGACUACAAUGGUAGUCCUAAGAAGACCAAGCUUGAAAUCAAGCAGGAUGAGUAA
Bipolaris oryzae ATCC 44560 is the source of this 1392-nucleotide messenger RNA. RefSeq lists its product as uncharacterized. The record is from RefSeq and is a predicted model, not a curated record. NCBI's taxonomy places the organism in Eukaryota, Fungi, Ascomycota, Dothideomycetes, Pleosporales, Pleosporaceae. Gene Ontology annotation, molecular function: mRNA binding. Gene Ontology annotation, cellular component: nucleus. Bases 1 to 1392 code for a protein of 463 amino acids. The transcript is spliced from 3 exons.